Messenger RNA from Drosophila ananassae, 1791 nucleotides. RefSeq names its product monocarboxylate transporter 7. The transcript has 5 exons. The record is from RefSeq and is a predicted model, not a curated record. Gene Ontology annotation, molecular function: monocarboxylic acid transmembrane transporter activity. Gene Ontology annotation, biological process: monocarboxylic acid transport; transmembrane transport. Lineage: Eukaryota; Metazoa; Arthropoda; Insecta; Diptera; Drosophilidae. The coding region runs from base 61 to 1725 and encodes 554 amino acids.
UGUGCCCACCGCCGCGAAGGUGUCACUUGCCACCCAGCAGCCCGCCGAGCAGCAUCCCACAUGUCGAAGUCCGAAUCGAAGUCGAAGCGCUACAAACUGGAGGCCCCCGAUGGCGGUUGGGGCAUCCUCGUCUGUAUUGGCAUGGCCCUGCCUUUUACCAGUGCCCUGGCGGCUUUGCCUUCUUUUGGCCUGGUUUUUGGCGACUUCCUGAAGAGCAUCGGAGCGGAGACGAGUGCCAUGGCCAUCAUAACGAGCGCCUUCUUCUCGGCGAUGAGCUUCGCCGGCUUGUUCUCCGGCUCGUUGUUCCAGCGCUUCGGUAUGCGACAGAUUGGCGUCCUCGGGGGUGUGCUGUACUUCUUGGGAACUGGCCUCCAGGUGUUUGCCACCUCGACAAUGGACUUGCUGGUGGCCUUCAGCCUCAUCCAGGGACUGGCCUUCGGCCUAAUGGUGCCCACCUGCUACACGACAUUCAAUCAUUAUUUCGUCAAGAACCGUGUCAUGUGGAUGAGCUUCGCCCAGACGCUGAUCGGCCUGGGGUCGAUGCUGUACCCCAUUGUGAUGCAGAAACUGAUGCAGAUGUACGGCUUCCGGGGAUGCCUGCUGGUUCUCACCGGAAUUAAUGCUCACGCCAUCUUCGGCAUGCUCGUGAUGCACCCCGUGGAGUGGCACAUGCGAAAAGUGCCCAUCGAGGAGGACGAGCAGGAACUGAAGCCACUGCCGGCCAUUCAGGAGCCGGCCAAGCCCACCACGGUGGUGGUACGGGUCCAGCCGGAGACACCCCUGAAGGUCAACAAGGAGGAGCCCACGUUCCAGGCUCCGGAUCCGGCCGUGGACAGACGCCUAUCCCACGCCGAGGAGCAGAUGCUGAAGGUCAUCUCCAGGAGGGCCUCGAGCAUCACCAGCCUGGGCAACUGGUCUGGCCCGGUGGUGGUCAGCGACGCCUCGCCCCAGAUGAUGCACAGCCUCCAGGCCUCGCGCCGCCAAUCGGUGGCAGUCUCCGCCUCCCUGGCUCCCGGCCAGGAGCCACCUGUUCCGGCCAAGAAGUCAUGGGUACGCACUAUUGUGGACUUCCUGGACCUGACACUUCUCAAGAAGCCCAUCUACGUGAACAUUGUCUUGGGCAUAACCUUUGCCCUUUAUUCGGACAUCACCUUCUUCACCUUGCAGCCCGUUUACCUCAUCGAAUUGGGCUACAGUCGGCCCGAUACUGCUACUAUUAUAGCCAUAGGAGCUGCUGCCGAUCUGUCUUCUCGAAUUUUCUUGGCCGUCACCGCCGUUUGUAUUCAAGUGCCCUCUCGAUACAUUUAUUUGGCGGGAGCUGUCUUAACGGUCUUUGCUAGAUUUGUUUUCAAUGGCAUCACGGAGUUCACGAGCAUGGCCUAUAUUACGGCCGUAAUUGGUUUCCUGCGCACUUGGCUCCAUGUGCCACUGCCUUUGGUUUUUGCCGAUUAUUUGUCCAAGGAAAGAUUCGCCACUGGCUAUGGCCUCUUCAUGUUCACCCAAGGCAAUGCCAUGUUCCUGAUUGGCCCCAUUGUUGGCUUUAUUCGCGACAUGACCAAGAACUAUAUCCUUGUCUUCCAUAUCCUUAAUGGCUUCAUGAUCCUGUGCGCCGUUCCCUGGGUUAUUGAGGUCCUGAUCGUGAAGUUCCGAAGACGCAGCAAGAUCGAAAGGAACAAUGUGGAUCACGAGGAGACGGAGAACCAAAAUCAGGCAGUGGUUCACUGAAUACAUAUGUAAAAUAGUGGCUUUUUUUUAUGUAUUAACAAUAAAUUUAUACUAACACCAAAAAAA